Molecule: messenger RNA, 6211 nt
Organism: Pelmatolapia mariae (spotted tilapia)
Lineage: Eukaryota; Metazoa; Chordata; Actinopteri; Cichliformes; Cichlidae
Gene: ripor3
Product: RIPOR family member 3
Exons: 26
Coding region: 174-3359 (1061 amino acids)
Source: RefSeq, a predicted model, not a curated record
ACUAUAUUUCUGAGCAAGCAGCCAGCUGAUCACGAGUGUAGCUGUUCACGCCAGCCUCUCACACUGCUGUGAAACCCUCUUGAGCUGCGCUGCUGCAUGACUGAACGCUAUCAGUCCCGAGCAGGCAGCCGCCAAACCCACACACACACACACACUCACACACAGACACUCACAUGCACACACAUGCACACACAAAUGGAUAUGACUCGUCCGCUGAGGUGGUUUGGUGUGGUGGACUUGGAGUGACAGUUGGGAAUAACUGGUUUCUUCGUCCUGUCAGGAUGUCAGUGAAGCUGCGAUUUGACUCUCCUUCAGAUGGAGGCCUGAUCCACAGAAGCCGCUCCUUCACUGGAUUCUCUUCUCUGACUGGUCGACAGAGGACGUCUUCUGUUCGUAACUCUCUUCGCGUCAAAGCCAUGACGGGAAAUAAAGCCAGCAGGGCGCCCGUCUCCCCCCGCAGAAGUUCAGGCGCUAUCUGGUCUCUGCAGCCGGAGCAGGUCGACAGGGUUUUUCAGGCACUACGCAAAGGACUCAAGGACUACCUGGAGGGUCACCAAGCUGAGAUGGACUUCCUGUCUUCACAGCAGAGAGAGACUAAAAGAAACUCGAGACUGGCCUUUCUUUAUGAUCUGGAGAAGGAGAUCAGAUCUUUGGAGAGAUAUAUUCGACGAUUAGAAUUUCAAAUCAGUAAGGUAGAGGAGCUGUAUGAGACGUAUUGUAUUCAGUGGAGAUUGUGUCAGGGAGCGGUCAACAUGAAGAGAGCCUUUUCACUGUCCCCGUCCACCAGAGCCUCCAGAGAGAGUCUGCUGGAGCUCAACCGCAACCACAGACACAGCCUGCAGGACAUGUCAACAAUGGAAGGAGAGUUAGAAAUCCUGCUAGGAGAGCUACACAUCAAAAUGAAGGGUCUCAUCGGCUUCGCUCGACUUUGUCCAGGAGACCAGUACGAGGUGUUGGUACGACUGGGCCGCCAGCGAUGGAAGAUCAGAGGGAGGAUUGAAUCAGAUGAUAGUCAGUCAUGGGAUGAGGAGGAGAUGGUCUUCCUCCCACACAUUCACCACAACUUUGAGAUAAAGGUGACGGAAGCAAAGGGUUUGAGCUGGCUGCUGGUUGGCAUGGUAACGUGUGCAAGCGCAGACUUCUUUGUGGCAAGGCCUCAGGUGAUGUUGGUGGACAUCACAGAGUUGGGAACCAUCAAACUGCAGCUGGAAGUGACCUGGAAUCCAUUUGACGGCACUGAGAAGCUGAGGCCGCUGUCUGGAAACAAGCAGUCAGUGUCCAGCAGAAAGAGCUCAGUGUACAGCUGGACGGCACCGAGCACCCCCUCCUUCACUGAGAAAUACUUUAUAUCUAUGGUGCGUGAGCUGCGGGAUCAGGAAGGUUCUCUUCCAUCUCUGGUGCCCAAAACUCAUCCCAACAGAGGAGGAAUGUCUCUGCUCAGCUACCUCUCCAACCCUUCAAACACCUCUAUCGCAUCAAGCCACGGUCCUCAGAGCCCAUACACCCCGAGUCUCUCAAGGGCUCACAGCUACCCUUUCAGCCCAAGUCGAGACACCAGUCUGGGAGGAAGUCGGACUCAGCUGUCGCUUGGAGAGGAAGAAUCCCUGGAGAUCUCAACAGAGGAGUCAGAGACAAAGAAGAGGGUGGACAAGAAGGUAGACGAGGAGAAGGAGGAAUGGGGAGUUGUGUUAGAGAGUCCAUCCUUACCAGAAGAAAGUAAAACAGACUCCCUUAUGACCUUACAGAGGUCGAGCACUCCAGACAUCCUGAGAAAGAACACAUGUGGAGAAGCAGAGCCUGAGACCCACAGCGUAGCCCCAAGUCAGGACACAGUCACUGGGCAGGACUCCACAGAUUGUGAGGAAUACUCUGUCACAGCCUUGCCAACACCACCUUCUCCAACCCCAGCUGCACCGCAAACCUCGCCUGCAGCAGCUGCUCCGACACCGUUGAAGCUGGGUGUGAGCGGGGUCCAACGUCAUGCCCAGGCGCUCAGACUGGGAGCCAUUAUUGCAGAGCUGGAGAAAAUAUUACAGGAUCAGAGCUGUGCUGACAAGGAGCUGAGAGCCCUGGAGCACCAGAUACUGCAUCUAGCCACCAUACUGAAGAACGACCUAUCACUGCUGAGACGCUCAUCUUCAGAGGAGACUCUGGCUGUUGAGGAGGUGCUGGGUAGCUUUGACUUUCUGUCAAACGACCUGAACGGAGAUGAUGACGCCUCCUGUUUGGGAAGCCUGAGACUGAAGGACAGUGGCAUCAGUUCUUUCCAGCAGAGCACACUGAGGAGUCAUGGAAUUCUCUCUCAAGGCAGCCAGUCGGCUUCUGAGGAAGAGCUAGUCAUCACUCCUCUGACCUCUGGAAACUGGGGUCUUGAUCAAGCUCUGGAGACUCACCUGGAUAUCUGUUGCAUCCUGCUGCAGAUGAUAAGAACGACCGACUUCACCCCUUCUAGAAGGGAGCUGCUGGAGGAAAUGUCUCUCCAGGCUGAGGUCCUGGACAGAAUCAGCUGUCUGCUGCUGGAGAGGAAUGACAACAUCUCUAUACGAGACAUCCUCCCUAAGGCCCAGAGAACGAGGGGUGUGCUGUCGUUCUGGGAGGAGUGCGUGCACGACAGCAGCUCUCCUUUCUGUUGCCACAUCGACAGCUUCACAAGGACGCUGAAGAAGCGUUACACACACAAGGUGAAGGCCAAGCAGCCCGGCCAAUCAGAGAAAGUGUUUUCUCAGCUCCUGCAGCAGGUUCAGGCGGCCUGCCGGGUGGUGCCCAGCUCUCGGUCACUCUGCAGCCCGGAGAGAGUCACCCUCUUCCAGCUGUCAGUCUACCUGAAACGCUGGAAUUUCCAGGAGCUUGGAGAUCACAUCUCCCGCCUCUCAAAAGAAGAGUACAUCCUCUCAGCCCUGAGUAGCCCCAAACGGCGGCGGGCUUUAAAUAAGCUGAGGGGCCGGAAGAUCACAGAGCUACUUCCACUGGGAUGCACCCUGCAGACUCUCGCCUCCCUGCAGAUUGACUCCAACCACAAAGUCUGCAAAGCUGCCACCAACUGCAUCUCCAGAGCUGCUGGAUACAAGGCCUUCAGGAACAAGGCGGUGCUUUACUACACAGAAAGCCUGAAAAGUAUUGAUAUUAAAAUCCAGCAGAGUUCCUGUUUGGCUCUCAAAUGCCUCCGGGCGACAGAGAGUGUGGACCACAUAGCAGAUUUAUGGAGAUCAACAGAUGAAGAUCUGCGUAGUGCUGCCAGAGAAACUGUCCUCUCCUUUGGUAAAAAGGGAUACCAGGCCUACCAGAGGAUGGACCAGCUAGACACUGAGAUGCAGGAUGAGGCUUACCAGAACCAAGAGACUGAGAUUACGAUUUUAUAGGAAACAGAUCUGGAUCAAAGAAUAGGCACAAAUGUUGUAAUGAUGCUGGCCAAGAGAGUAAAACCAAGCCUAUGUCAAAAUGGAGAAAGUUUACAAACCUGUCAGGACGUCGCACCUUCUGGGAAAACUUAAUUUUCUUUUAAGAAUCUGUUGUGCAUGUGCUACCAGAGAAACAACUGCAGAGGAAGAUCUUAUGAUGGAGACUUCACCUUUCCCUGGAUGGAUCAUUCACUCACUGAUGUUGAUUAAUGACUUCUUAUUUCUCCUGUAUUGUUUUACUCAGAAUUUGAAUUUAUUUUUGUUAGAUAUGUAGAGUUUUUCUUAAAGAAGACGUCAGCUGUAGUCUGACUUUUUUCUAGUGCUGGGAGUUAUUUCACCAACCAGUCGAUAUGACUGUCUUAUUGGGACAUGAAGGAUAAAUAUAAUAUUAUUUUACAUAAUCUUGCAAGCGUGUAUGUGUGUGUAUGUGUGUUUAGAGCAAUAAUCGGCUACAAUAAAACAAAAAAAAAAAAAUCACAUGAAUAUUAAACCCUGGCAGAUUAAUGAAAUCCAGAUUAACAGCCUCUCCUGCCUGUGAGAGCUGAGUCUUGAAUUAAUUUUAAACAAGAGGAGUCUACAAAUCAAGUUAUGUCGCACUACUCAUUUUUCGAAUCAUUUUUAAGGCUUAAUUGAGAAAAAAAUCAAAUAUAUCUGAAAAUAAAUGCAGUUUUCCAGGUUUUAUAUUCAGAAUAAUUCCUUUUUUAUAUAUUUUCACAUGCAAAGGUCCACAGGAUAGACUGAUAUGGUGGUCGUAUUGUUUUCAUUUUCACAGGAGAAGCAUGACUUUUCUAUCAAAAUCCCAACAAGGAAGGAUGUUUGUUUGGGGGGGCGGGGGUUCAUACUACAAAUACAAAUGUUUUAAAUGAUACCAAACUCUCUUUUAUCCAAUUCUUCUUUGACAAAAUGGAUGUUUAUACAAAAUUGUUCACGUUGGUGAAGGAAAAUAUUUGGCCUGCUGCCUUUGUGCCAUCACAGAAACGGAGACCGCUGCUGACCUCUGCUGGCUGUUCACAUAUACUGAGCUGGAGAGGGACCCGAGGAGAUGUUUGCCUGCCACAGAAUAGAUUUGGCUGUGGUUAGAGUGACCUAGGACCUCACUGACCAGACUGUUUGCGAGGCCGUGGGAAGAAAGAUGCUGCCGACAGCAAAGCAGUUUAAGUUGCGGCAUAAAAUGACAUUUUUCUUCAGCCUUAUUGCGUCCAUGAGAACUCUGCAUCAACUUUAAGGAAUUAUGUUUGAAGAAUCUGCUUCAUGGAUUGAACACAGUGUUUGUUUCUGUUGUUUUGUUGAUAAUAGGAUGCAGAAUCAUUUAGCUUCCUAAAACAAAGAAAAAUCCUACAAAAUCUCAAAAACUGUGUUCAGUAAGAAGCAGAGCUGCGCUUUAACCAUGUUUGAAUUCUGUGUGUUUUGUUUUAGCCCCCUCCCACACAACCAGAUGGUGCAUGAUUUGCACUUCAGGAGAGUUUACACAAUCAAGAGGAAAAGAUUUCAAAGUCAUCUUUGUACACAGAUAACAUACCCUCACCCCCUAUUUUGCAAAACUCUCACAGUCUGACUGAACACCAGUCAUUUGCUGGUCUUUGGUAGUUUUCCAGGUGCUGAAUCUUAGAAAUCAAAAUGUUUUCAAGGCUGCUUUUUAAAAGGUUGAGAAUGAGAAAAAUCAAUGUGCUGAGAAAGCUUUGGAAACAAACAGGAGGGCAAAGGAAGUAAGAUCAGAAGGAAUAAAUGUGCUUACACUAGGUGAAGAAACAAGGCAAUAUGCUGUCAUUUAUGACAUGUGCUAAAAUCAUCUCAAUUUAUCUGUUAGCAACCAUAAUUUUUCCCCCAGAUGCCUGAAAAGGUUAAUUUAGCCAUGGUCAUAUCAAACAAUCCCUGGAAUGGCAGAUUUGUAAAAAAAAAAAAAAAAAAUGUUUUAGUAAGUUGAAUAAACACAUACAAAAGUGUAAGAGCAGACAUAGUGCUGGUCAAAAUGUCACACAAGACAAAGUGAAAACUUUCUGCUCGGCAUAAAAAUUAAGACUUGCAAUUAUUUGUUCCUAAAAUUGGUAAUUCCAGCCAUGAAACUCAUCUCAUUUUUUCCAUCUGUGUGUCAGACUUUGGUAAUUUCUUUGAUAUGUGUACCCAGAGCUAACAGCAGGACAUGGAAACUGAAUUUCAGUUUAUUUUGAGUCAGAUUUAUUGCGCCUAAAGAAUGAACUGAGGAGACUUGCCGAUCUGGAGAUGGCAGCGGAGCAGGAAAAACGGAUUCAGUUCAAAAACUUGGUGUGGGCAUCUGAGAUCAAUAUUUAACCACAGCUGAGCAGGAAAACCUGAAGCACAGGGAGAGACGAGUUACCUCAAACUCAAAGCACAGGAAAACCACAAAACUGAAAGGUGGUCAAAGCAUCGUCACGACAUGAGUGACUAAACUAUAUCACAGCCAGUGGAGCAGCUGGGUUGGAUAAGGCUCAGGUGUGCAGGUUGGUUAAUCUGGUGGACUGUACCCACAGAGAGGAAGAAAAAGACAGAGACAGGCAAGAACAAACAGGAAACAGGAGCAAGCAUAAAAGAAGAGCAGUACUGCAUCUGUGUAUAAAGGGUUACUGAGAUGUAUUUAAGACUUUCUGGUGCAUACCAUAUUUACACAAGUGGAAACAAAGGAUGAGCAUCCUCCUGUGCUGACAAAUAUAUGAAAUAUUAAAAGAAUAAAUGACCCGCCCUCUUUUUCAAACACUAAAUGAAAAAUUAAAUAUAAAUAAUAUAAAUUAACCUCUACAAUAUAAAAGUAAAAAAGUGACAAUUUAAGUUCAUUUCUAGAAUUAGAAGAAAUACAG